AAUUGACAACACCGGUCGUUGUUUUGUCUAUGAACACAUCACAUGACCCUUUUAUUUUGUCCCCGUGAUCAAAUUGUGGAAAUUCAAAAAUAAUUACGCGCAAUGGCUAAAGUGGAAAUUGACGUUGAUGACAUGCAUGAAAAUUCGCUCGAUAACAGUGCGGAUAGUGAAUAUUUGGGUAUCGGAGACGAAGGAUCAUUCGGAAGCGCAGAACAGAGAUCACAUUUAGUACCACAGUCCUUUUUAGAUUCUAACGAGAAUUCCACCUCAUACAACUUCAAAGAUAUUUCUGGUUCCGUGACAUACAAGUUAAUAUCAAUGACGGGUGAAGAAACAAUUACUGGAAAUCCAUCACCGUCCCCGCCACAUAAUACAGAAUUCUAUGUGAUUACAAACCCUGUUGAAGUAUUUGGCACUACUGCUGCACCAAAGAAAGCCAUUAGAAGAGAUCCCAUGCAGGCCAAAGCAGUCAAUGCUAAAAAGCGUGAUGAUAAAAGGCGAGCCACACAUAACGAAGUUGAGAGGCGUCGCCGUGAUAAAAUCAACAGUUGGAUCACGAAACUAGCUGCCAUGGUGCCUAACUCUGGGCUCCCAGACUCGGCUAGCAAGGGAGGCAUUUUGGCGAAAGCUUGUGAUCACAUCGCUGACUUAACAAGCAGACAAAAAAGGCUAGAAAAAUUAGAAGAAGAGAAUGAAAAACUUGUGCUAGAAGUAUUAAGACUCAAUCAAGAAUUGGCCGAAGUACGCAAAGAGAACACGUCAAUGCGUAACCAGCUUGCAGACAAUUGCAUAGUAAUAAAUCAUAGGCCAAAGGACCAGAAAUCAUAGUUCAAGAGUAAAAGUUAGUUAGGCCUUAUACUAACGGACUGAGUGAACCAAGGUGCUGACAUAAUGUGUUUACUGUGAAGUGACGUCAUAAUGCGGUAAAACUUGUGGGGAUCAAUAUACAAUCAAUUUUCUUUAUUAAUUUCUUUUUGCAAUGUAAUAAUGAGAUGCAAUUCAAAUAAUGAUGGUUAAGACAAAGCCAAAGAGACAUAACAGAAUGAAAUCAAGCAUUAAGUGGAAAUAUUUCGAUUAAUAAGUUCUAAAUAGUAAUUAAUUAUUUACCCUAGAAUUCUUGUUCAUUCUAAUUUAAUGGAAAUAUAAUUAAUCUAUCCAAAUUGUGAAUUGUUAUUAGAAUUGAUUGUUAAUGAUCCUUAUAGAGGUACAGUUGUAUUGAAACAAGUUAAUAUUGUUUUAGGGUUUACUCCAUAAUAUUUUUAUGUGAAUGUAAUGUCUAUUGUAAUUGUUAAAUUUAUUUUAUGUUACAUAUAAGUAAAUAGUUUUUUUCCUAGUAAACAUCAUAUCAUAUUAAUGUUGCCAAAUUGUAUUUGUGUAUUUUUUAUUGUUUCUUUUCAGAUUGUACCACACAAGAAAUAGUUUGUGUUUGUUUUACAUAAUUACAUGAGCACAUUUAAAUAUUCCCCUUGUAUAAAGCUUUAAAAACAUCACUAAAUCAUAAAUUAUGGCAAAUAGUUUCACAUUGUAUGCAUAAUGACGAGAGAUUUCUCCCAAAGUAUUUCUAUUUAUUCAAUGUUUGUGGAGGUUAUCAAGCAAAACUGACAAAUAAAAUGUAUCAAUCAGAAUAUAAAGUUAUUUAUAUAUUGGAAAUUGUUGUAUCACUUGUAGAUUUUGGUUAGCUACUUUAAAUGUUUGUAUGCAGAGCUAACGUUAGAUAUUGGAUUGGAAUGUAUGUGAUUGAAAGGAGGCACUAAUGUUGAUUAGUUUACAUCUAGACUCGUAGUUUUGUAAUACAGGAACAAUGUUCAUAAAAGUAAUGUAAAUUAUUAGUCAAUGAACAAAUAUGAAUAGUUGAGUAAUUUGAUAGUUUCAGAACUUGUUUGCAUUAUAAAAAUACUAUUUAUAGUGUCCUGUAAUUUGAUUAGUUGAAUAUAAGUAUGCAGUCACCUAAUAAUAUUAACUGUCAGAAAUAAUUGUGGACAUCGUGGAAAUGUGAAUAUCUGCCCCUUAGAAUGUGUAAACGAUACGAACGUGCGUGUCGUUCGAUUGUAAUAACUUGAUUGGUCAGUAGAACAACGCGUGUCACGUGUCGGUCUCUCGGCCAAUCACAAUUGAACGACAAACGUUCGUAUGGGGUUUUAUGCAACAUUUUAGCGGGGCCUUGAAUUUUUCACGAAUUACUAACUUCCACAGGUAUUUCUGACGGUUAGUAUGAUAUUGAGAUAUAUAUUUUUGUCAUUUUGAUCAGUUUUUAAAAUGCAAAUAAUUUCAUUUCAUAUAUAAUAAAGACACGCAGACACUAAUGUUUUAUGUUCCGGUUGUGAAAGCGACAUAAUUUCAAAUCCUUGAAUAGUCCAAGUGUUCAAAUAUACAUUAAUGAUUUUUUUAUUCAUCAAUCAUGAUUUAGUACACCCGCCUACACCAAAAUAUGUCAUCGGAAAAUCAUAAGCAUUUAAAAUAAAGCAUCGGUUGUAUAAGUUCAAUUGCGAAUUGCACAAUUGUAAAAAUCACAAUGAAUGUUGAAAUAAUAUUCGUUUUGGGUAUCGGCACUUAUUUUACGCAGGGGACGGUAGUUGCAUGCUCCCUUUGAGGUUAUCAUUGGUCAGUCAUCAGAGCACUAAUUGUACAAGGGGCUUUGCAAUGAUUUGCCUUCGAGAUAAUACGUAAUAUAUUCGACAUAACAAUUAUUCAGGGCUGUCAAGUCCAUUGAUACCCCCUAUACCAAAUAAAUUUAUGAUUAUGGAUAUAUUAUCUGCUUAA
Molecule: messenger RNA, 2760 nt
Organism: Manduca sexta (tobacco hornworm)
Lineage: Eukaryota; Metazoa; Arthropoda; Insecta; Lepidoptera; Sphingidae
Gene: Usf
Product: upstream stimulatory factor 2
Exons: 7
Coding region: 103-828 (241 amino acids)
Biological process (GO): regulation of transcription by RNA polymerase II
Molecular function (GO): RNA polymerase II cis-regulatory region sequence-specific DNA binding; DNA-binding transcription factor activity, RNA polymerase II-specific; protein dimerization activity
Source: RefSeq, a predicted model, not a curated record